AUGGCAUCCGCCAAGCGAGAGUCUUUGUCUGCGUGCACUUCAGUCGAAUCUAUGGGUAGUGCAAUGGCCUCAAUGCCCCACUAUCUUUCCACUGGCGUCAACAAGCUGACAGCUUCUGCUGUCGAUGAUGCAGUUGAUGCCCUGAAGACCAUGUUGUUACUCACCAUUACGGCACUUGGUGAAAUCAUCUAUUUCGUCCUCAACAUGAUGUACUCGACCUAUGCAUGUCUCAUUGCCGUUGCUGUCAAUGGAACAAUUAAAGCUGGUAUUGAAGUCAUCGAGUCAGCCACAACUUGGAUCAAUGGGACCCUCGUGGGAAUCGGCGAAAGCAUUGAGGACACUGUUGACGAAUACCAGAGCGGACUGGACAAAUUUAUCGAAAAGUUCAAUACUGUCGCUACCUAUUUCGAUAAGGACUUUGACAAGAUUGAUCUCAAUAGCACAAUCGAUAAAUUGGAAAACCUGUCAUUGCCGUCUUCUGUCAACGACACAAUCUCGAAGAUAGACGAGCUUGUCCUGCCCGAUUUCACAACCCUUCAGGCAGAUGCCAAAAAGCUCAUCAUGCUGCCCUUCAACGAGCUCCGCGACCUGGUCAAUGAUACUUUGGGCGCAUACAAGUUUGACUCUUCUGCUCUUUCAAUCCCCGCAAAGAAGCAGUUGACAUUCUGCGAUGGAAACAGCGGAAUCAACGAUUUCUUUGACGGCAUCACCAGCAUGGCUAUAACAGCACGCAAGAUCUUCAUCGCCGUUCUUCUCAUUGUGGCAAUUCUGGUCUGUAUUCCAAUUGCAUGGCAAGAGAUUCGACGAUGGCGCUCAAUGAAAGAGCGCUCUCAAUUGGUCCGCAAGGAGGCACACGACCCAAUGGACGUUGUAUACAUCGUCUCGCGGCCGUACACAGCAGCUGCAGGUAUCAAGGCUGCAAGCCAUUUCAGCAACAGCCGUCGCCAAAUCCUCGUUCGAUGGGCUGUCGCAUACGCGACAUCUCUACCCGCAUUGUUUGUGCUGGCCCUUGCAUUGGCAGCACUAUUCGCAUGCUUCUGCCAGUGGUUGCUUCUCCACCAGAUCAAGCAAACCGUCCCCGAACUGAGUGCUGAAGUAGGCGAAUUCGCAGAUAAAGUCGUGGGCGCCUUGCAGAACUCCUCAGCUGAAUGGGCCAAUGAUGCCAACGCUGCCAUAGGCAAGGUCGACAGUGGUCUCAACGAUGACGUCUUUGGCUGGGUCAAUAAGACAGCAGGAUACAUCAAUGGAACCCUCAACUUCUUCAUUACAAACACAUCCGACACCCUGAACUCGACAUUCUCAGGCACAGUCCUCCAAGGCCCGGUUAACGACCUCUACUACUGCCUCGUUAAACUGAAAGCCGAAUCAAUGCAAAAGGGUCUAGACUGGGUAGUCGACCACGCCCACAUAUCCCUCCCCACAUUCCCAAACGACACAUUCUCCGCCGGAGCCUCAGACAGCAUAAACAGCACCUCAAAUCCAUCAGACAGUUUCCUCGCCGACGCAGGCGACGAAACAUCCAAUAAGAUAACCGAAGUCGUCAUCCGCGUCGUCAACAAGCUCGAAAGCGCAGUGCGCAUCGAAGCAAUCAUCGCAACAUGCAUCCUCCUAGUCUGGGUCUUGAUCGCUCUUAUCGGAAUUAGCCGCGCGAUGCUCUUAUUCUGGGGUCGGGAGAAGCCUCGUGGGGAGGGCGGCCAGGGUCAUAUUCUUGAUCCUGUUUCUCAUGGUCCGCAUGGUCAUGGUACUCAGCCUGGUCGUAACUCGAAUGUGUUUGAUGAGGUUCCACUUACUGCUAUGCCGCGGAGUAUGAAUGCUGAUGGUCAUGUUGCUCCAGAGUAUACGGCUGCUUCGGCUAGUUCGGUGCCUGGGGCUGGUGGGCAUGGCUAUGGGGAUGAAAAGGUUGGGUUUGCUGGGCAGAGGAAUUAUGGGAAUGCGUUGCAGGUUGAUGCUGGGCCUGAUUUGAGGGGGAGCUUUCAUGUUGAGUAUGACGUGAAGCGAUGA
Molecule: messenger RNA, 2001 nt
Organism: Penicillium antarcticum
Lineage: Eukaryota; Fungi; Ascomycota; Eurotiomycetes; Eurotiales; Aspergillaceae
Gene: prm1
Product: pheromone-regulated protein PRM1
Exons: 1
Coding region: 1-2001 (666 amino acids)
Cellular component (GO): mating projection tip
Source: RefSeq, a predicted model, not a curated record